CAGCCUUGCUGAGCCUGUGAUUCCGUGACUCCCGGUCCCACGCAGGCGGCGCUGUGACGGGCCGGCGGGCGGGCGGCGGCGCCGCGCCUGCGCGGGCGGGAGAGCGGCCGCUUCCUGCGCGGAGCCGGCGCCGCUCCGCCGGCAUGGCGGCAGCGUUCCUGCUGGAGAUCAGGCGGGGGACGCAGAGCGCGCUGCUGGUGCUCCGCGCGGCGGCGGAGCUCCCCAGCGCGCCGGUGGAGGUUUCGGUGUGCGCGGAUUCCCUGGAAGUGAGGAGCGGCGGGAGCUGCGAGGCGGCGGCGCUGCCGGCAGGGGUCAGGCUGGCGCCGUCCUCGUGCCGCGGCCUCCGGCACCUGCGCGGGGACGGGCUGCACCUGCGCGUGCGCCUGCGCCUGCGCGGCCCGCCGCGCGCCGCCGAUGUGGUUUUUACUUUGAGGGAAAGCCUGAAACCCAACAAGAAUUACAUCUUGUACUGUCAGUCCUGUGGUGACAUCGUAGUAAAAGACCGGAAAUUUCUCAGAGUCCUUCCUCUACCAAGUGAAAACUGGAGUGAUUUAGUUGAAGAGUGGUGUUGUCACCCUGACCCCUUUGCCAGAAGCACUUUGCACCCUCAACACGGUGACUGUUUUGUUGGAGACACUUUUUUUCUGUUGAAUUCAGGAAAUGAAUCACAUGUACCUGAAUCUCCCAUGUGCUGCUCAGAGGCUGGACACCAUACUUUGCAAAGUGGCUCCAACUUGAAGUCAAAAGAAAAUACCAGAGUAAUUUGUAAGCACUGCAAGACAAUGCUGGGAGAAACAGUUUCAUCAGAUACCAUUAAAUAUUAUGUCACUGAGGUGAUUAUUCAACCAGCUGAGGGAAGUUUCAAUCCAAUACCCAGAUCUCUGUUUGUACAGAGCAUGAUUGCUCAAUGUCUUUUGGAAUUAUCCUCUGCUAAAAGCACAUUUAGAUUCACCAUAAAAGGAGAUAAUGGAAAAGCCUAUAUUCUGAUAUGGCUUUUAAAUUCUGACACGUUACUGGUAGAGUCUUUAGGAAGUUCCUCCUCCCACAAUGAUUUUACACUGUUUGGAGAUAUCCUCACACCUAGCUCUGGACCUGUGGGAACUUGGAAUGCUGUCAAAGUCCUUUACCAGCCAUGCAUUCAAUGCAGAAAUAAGGAGCUUGCUGAUGAAUGGGAAUGUGAUAUGGGAGUUCAUCCUUUAAAGUUUCCCUCAGAAACAUGUUUGGAAUUAUUGUUGAUACUGGGUUUGAGUACCACAUCUCUGCCACCUUCACUUCGAAGCAUGAACUCUUUUCAGGUUGCCUUUUUGAAGAUGUGAAAAACGAAGAUAGCUGUCUUGAAAACUAUUGUUAGAUUUAUUUUCAGCAGCAAUGUAUACAGAUAACUUCCAGUGGUGGGACUUCUAGAAGAAAAUCCCCUGGCAAUACAAAAGAAGAUGGGGUGGAUGAGUAUAUUCUUCAUAUCUGAAUGUGUUUCAAAACCAAAGACAGAGUUGAAUUUUGUAUCCAGUGCAUUCUUAGAUGUCAUUCUAUGAGUGACUUACCUGUCACUCCUGUGACAUCCAGCUGGGAUGACUGUUACGAUGUCUUCACUGCCAAAAAGAAAUGCCCUGUGUAUCUUGUACUACCUUUACCAGAGUUUGAUAGCAUCGUAUAUAUCCUUAGGAAAGUUCUCAACUGGUAGCAAAUAUUUUAAAUUGUCAUGGAUACUAAUGUGAGUUCUUUACCUUCUUUGUUCUGGUGAAGUUAGAGGUCCAACUUUAAAACAUAAUAUCAUAAAAUCUGUUUUUUGUAAAACUUACAUGUUUAUCAUGUAUAUUAUUUCUGCAUUAAGGUUUACCUCUCUGCUGGAGAAUGAAGGAAAACAGUUUCUGCAUCCCUGCACCAUAUGUAGAUUUUUAAAAAAUCGAUAAUGUUUUGGAGAAUCAAGGUUUUGUGGUAAUUUGGAAUAAUUAUUAUUAUUAUUUCAAGGAAAGUUAAUGCCCUUUAUUCAUUAAAUGAUCCUAAUGAAGGAAAGUAAUUCUACAAAGUGUUGGACAUCUUGGUUUUAUUCAUCCAAAGACAGGGAGCUGAGGCCUCACAGCACCCACUCUGGAUAUAAUUUUUCUGUUAUUAUUUUAGUUUUCAGGAUUGAAGGAAGAACAAAAUUAUUCUGAAUUUUGUAUUCAGGGACUAAAUUAUCUAGCUCCAAGAUAUGUUGUCUAUGCACCAAUGUUGAGUCAUUUUAUGAAUAAAAUAUUUUUUCUAAAUUA
This is a messenger RNA of Prinia subflava (tawny-flanked prinia), 2249 nucleotides long. RefSeq names its product ubiquitin protein ligase E3D (gene UBE3D). Gene Ontology annotation, molecular function: cyclin binding; ubiquitin conjugating enzyme binding; ubiquitin protein ligase activity. The transcript is spliced from 10 exons. Gene Ontology annotation, biological process: proteasome-mediated ubiquitin-dependent protein catabolic process; protein polyubiquitination; protein monoubiquitination. Bases 144 to 1316 code for a protein of 390 amino acids. Gene Ontology annotation, cellular component: cytosol; nucleus; ubiquitin ligase complex. The record is from RefSeq and is a predicted model, not a curated record. Lineage: Eukaryota; Metazoa; Chordata; Aves; Passeriformes; Cisticolidae.